AUGGCCAUUCUCCUGUAUUUUCUGGAAGCAGAGUGCGGUGUGCUGCUACGGCGGAUGCUGACGCCAGCGGAGGUCCUCCUUCUGCUGCAAGUCAGCAGGUCCUCGAACAUGAGAAGACUGGCGUGGGCCCGAGCCGUUCUGGCAGAUGUGGCCAGGCUACGCAGGGUCUUGGAACCCUUGAGGACCAUGCGACUGCGUUUCCCCGGCUUCGAUCUUCCCGUGAGCAUCAGAUGCACGAAGGGCUGGACUCCGCCAGAUCCCUCGGACCCACUGGAGACCUUGGGUCCCGUCGAGGAUCUGCUCUAUUGGUUGGACGACUUCGGGCUCGGAGGGUUCUCACCCGCCGAAGCGGUGCUGGUGAUGAACGCGUGGCCGAUAGAGACAAGGGACGCGGGCGCGGCUUUGAGCGACCUGCUGGAAGAAUCGGACAGUCACUUCUUCUACUCGGCCAGGCCUGCCGCCUUCCGAAGGACAUUCCGGCCCACGCUAGUAAACGUAGUCGUCUUUUUCACUUACAGAGGUCUGAACACCGUCCUUCAAAUGCAAGACGUCGUCAAUGACGGGAGCAAGUCCGAAGUCGACUCUAUCCAUCUGUGUCUGUUCUCGAGUACAGGGCAUGUCGCAGCCGCUUCAGCGUCAAGCAAGAAAGCACGCGCAGGCUCCACUCGGAUCCCGUCGCCUUGCAUGUCGGGCAUCGACUACUCCAAGUGGGACCUGCUUCAAAGCAGCAGCGACGAGGAGGACUUCGGGAAACCCAUCCCGCCGCAGUCUCCGCGACAGCCCAUCACGACAGGUCCCUGGGCGGUGGCCGAUCCCUGGCGCAAGUGCAAUAAUCCACUAGUGCGACGUGAAGUGCUCAGAGAGGAGAAGAUUCUCCACAGGUUCGUGCAAGAGCACCCCUGUCCAUCCGAGAAAAGCCUUCGGCGCUGGCUUCGCAGCAUGAGCGGCACGGAGAGAAUCGUUCCCGGAGAGCUGACCUUUGCAUGGGUGAUGAAAGACAUGGGGUGGAACUCCGAGCACUUGGCGCAGUUCCACUACCCGUCCUUCCGGGAGCUCUGGCAAGCGGCGGCCUUGCAAACGGCCGAGGCCUUCACGGUCCAACGCAAUGCGGGCAGCACCCUGUACCAGCGCGGCGGCAAGGAGUGCAUGCAGUUCAACUUCUACGCGCUGCAGCACGCCAUGUGCGGAGAGCAUUUUCACACGGACGCCCCACUCCCCGUGUACUCGUACGCGAAACGCCUGGAGCACGUCUGGGACGGGAUCGGAUCGUGGCGAGCGUAG
This is a messenger RNA of Symbiodinium sp. CCMP2592, 1281 nucleotides long. The record is from the annotation of a GenBank genome assembly. NCBI's taxonomy places the organism in Eukaryota, Dinophyceae, Suessiales, Symbiodiniaceae.